Sitodiplosis mosellana (orange wheat blossom midge) is the source of this 1971-nucleotide messenger RNA. Its product is annotated as histone-lysine N-methyltransferase SETDB1-like. Gene Ontology annotation, molecular function: protein binding; histone H3K9 methyltransferase activity; zinc ion binding. Lineage: Eukaryota; Metazoa; Arthropoda; Insecta; Diptera; Cecidomyiidae. Bases 84 to 1568 code for a protein of 494 amino acids. The record is from RefSeq and is a predicted model, not a curated record. Gene Ontology annotation, biological process: negative regulation of gene expression; heterochromatin organization. Gene Ontology annotation, cellular component: nucleus. The transcript has 4 exons.
AAGUGGUGUCAAUCGAACUGAAUGGCAAGUGGGUUCAAGCGGCAACGACCGAAAUUGAUCUACCGCUGGCUCAAUUUCGUUUCAUGCAAGACGAACAACCGGAUCGAUAUGAAUGGUUGUAUUUGGGUUCACCCCGGAUCGAACAAGUGUGGCGGAAAUUGAUCGAAAGAAAAAUGCUUGAUAAAUUGUUCCAUUUCACGCAUUUCGAAACCGAUUACAGUACGAACGAUGAAGACUGCAUCAUGAUUGAACGAUGUUCAGUGCCAGUCCGUGCAUCACGAAGAAACAAACAAGCGCCUGAGCCCAAUGGUUGGUCAUGGCAUCGAAAUCAUGAAUGUAACCAUGAUUGUGUGCGGCUGGAAGAUGGAACACAAAUCGAAAAAUUCAGCCUAUUCCAUCGACCAUUGGCAGUUGGUUUCAAACAUUUCAUGGACACUGAAUCAGGACCACCGUUCUAUAAAUCACCAUGCAAUCGCAAACUAAGAACAUAUGGCGCCAUACGGGAAUAUUUAACAAAAGUCGACUCAAAGCUGCGCAUCGAAUCAUUUUCCUUGGAAAAAGGCUUUCAACCAUCUGAAAAUCGCCAAUUGCCAUAUCGGACUGUUGCGAUCAUUGACCGUGACAAUUUACCGAUUUCCAUCUGUGACGGUGGUCUUGAGUUGGACAAGGAAUUCAACUAUAUCACUGAAAAUAAGUUGGCCAUAAAAGACAUCGAAUUGAAGAAAAACCUGAAUCGUUGCUGUAACUGUGCCAACAACUGUGUUGACAAGGAAAAAUGCAGCUGUUGGCGUCUCACCAUCGAAAAGAUGCUCGAACGGCCGAUUAAUCCAAAUUCAAAAGAUCUGUCUAAAAACAAGGCCGUUGGCUACAAGAAUUUCCGAUUGAAUCACACGGUCAGUGGAAUCGUUGAAUGUGGCCCUGAAUGCAAAUGCAAUGCGAACAAAUGCGAAAAUCGACUGGUUCAAAGAGGUUUACAGCUCAAAUUGCAAUUGUUCCAAACGGCGUCAAAAGGCCGCGGCGUACGUACAUUGACCGAUUUACCGCGCGGCACCUACGUCGCAAGCUACAUUGGCGAGAUAAUUGACAAUGAAACCGCUGUAAGCCGAUUGAAUCAUCGCUAUCAUUUUUCAAUGGGUGAACGGUCUGUUGAACGAAAGACAUCAUUAUCAUCGUCGAAUCCGAAACGAGGUCGACUCGACAGUGAUGAAGUUGUUCAAGAUUUUCUCAACUUUUUUCCCAAGGUGGUCACAUGGCUUGAUGCAAACGACUCCGAAUCAGAAUCUGAUUCGGAAUCCGAAGAAAAUACAGAAGAAAUAGAAGAAUUUGUGGUUGAUAGCCUUUAUUCUGGCAACAUUUCACGAUUCUUUAAUCAUUCGUGCAACCCAAACAUGUUUGAGCAGCGCGUGUUCAUUGGUGAUGAUGAACGUUUUCCAGUCAUUGCAUUUUUCACCAAGGACCUAGUAAAAGCCGGCGAAGAAUUAACGUUCAAUUAUCACUAUGAUUUGAAUGAAAGGUACCAUACUCUAUGCAGUUGCGGGGCACAAAAUUGCCGUGGACGAUUGUGCUGAGCAGUGAAUCGGUGAUCAACUUUUGGGAGUGAGCUCAAGAGCUUAAUCAACACAUAGGAUAUAAGAAGUCAAUAAGUUGACUCAGUUUUAAUUCAGUUUAAGUCAUUAGCAUCCAAUUUUAUGACAAAAGAAACCAUUUUUAGCGGACUAUGUUAAAACAUUGCAUGAAUUUACCUAAACUUAAUUUUAAAAUAUUUUUUACAUUUGCAUGAACCAAAUCGAUCACUAAAUUUCUCCUAGUUUGAGAAAAAUGCCAUUCACAUUUGCCAAUCAGCCAAUUCUUUAAUAAGAACCGAUAAGAACCCUGGUAUUUAAUGGGAUAAACAAAUAGUUAACUUUGUAAGAAAAAAAAACUGUCAGUACAUUCAAGUAAAUAAAUUAACGUCUAUUUUUGAAUGAAAAA